Messenger RNA from Callorhinus ursinus (northern fur seal), 1523 nucleotides. It is a transcript of the gene TBC1D22A, whose product is annotated as TBC1 domain family member 22A. NCBI's taxonomy places the organism in Eukaryota, Metazoa, Chordata, Mammalia, Carnivora, Otariidae. The record is from RefSeq and is a predicted model, not a curated record. Gene Ontology annotation, biological process: activation of GTPase activity. Gene Ontology annotation, molecular function: GTPase activator activity.
CGGAAGAGCCUCUCGGCUCUAGGCUCGGGGAGUCCCGGGACCGCUGAGGAGCCACCGGGGUACAGGGAAAGGCCGCCGGGCCUGGCCGGCCGCACUCGAGGUGCCGGGGCCGCGGGUCUGAGGGAUGAGGAGGGGCCAUGGCCAGCGACGGGGCCAGGAAGCAGUUUUGGAAGCGCAGCAGCAGCAAAGUCCCGGGCAGCAUCCAGCAUGUGUAUGGCGCCCAGCACCCCCCCUUCGACCCGCUGUUACACGGCACCUUACUCAAGGCCGCGCCCAAGGCGCCCGCCACACCCGUGAAGGCCAAGAGAGUCAGCACCUUCCAGGAGUUCGAGAGCAACACCAGCGACGCCUGGGACGCGGGCGAGGACGAUGACGGGCUCCUGGCCAUGGCAGCCGAGAGCCUGAACACCGACGUGGUCAUGGAGACGGCCCACCGCGUCCUGCGCAACCACAGCCAGCGGCAGGAGCGCCGCAAGCCGCAGGACGCGCCGGGCCCCGAGCAGGAGCCAAAGCCUUCGGCAGAGCCUCCUUCGGUCCCGAGCGGUGACCUCCGGCUGGUGAAGUCCGUCAGCGAGGGCCGCACGUCCUGUCCUGCAGAAAGCGCCAGCGACGCUGUCCCUCUGCAGCGGUCCCAGUCUCUCCCGCACUCGGUGACGGUCGCCGUGGGUGGCACGUCUGACCCCAGCGCCCUCAGCAGCUCAGCGUUAAGUGAACGAGAGGCCUCCCGGCUCGACAAGUUCAAGCAGCUCCUUGCCGGCCCGAACACAGACCUUGAGGAAUUACGGAAGUUGAGCUGGUCCGGAAUCCCUAAGCCGGUUCGUCCAAUGACCUGGAAGCUGCUCUCAGGUUACCUUCCUGCCAAUGUGGACCGAAGACCAGCCACUCUCCAGAGAAAACAGAAAGAGUAUUUUGCUUUUAUUGAGCACUAUUACGACUCUCGGAAUGAUGAUGUUCACCAGGACACCUACAGGCAGAUCCACAUAGACAUCCCUCGAAUGAGUCCAGAAGCAUUAAUACUUCAACCCAAAGUGACAGAGAUUUUUGAAAGGAUAUUGUUUAUAUGGGCGAUACGUCACCCUGCCAGUGGAUAUGUUCAGGGGAUUAAUGACCUUGUCACUCCUUUCUUUGUAGUCUUCAUGUGCGAACACAUAGAGGAGGAGGAUGUGGACGCUGCCGACGUCUCCCGCGUGCCCGCAGACGUGCUGCGUAACGUCGAGGCCGACACGUACUGGUGCAUGAGCAAGCUGCUGGAUGGUAUUCAGGACAACUAUACCUUUGCCCAGCCUGGGAUUCAAAUGAAGGUGAAGAUGUUGGAAGAGCUCGUGAGCCGGAUUGACGAGCAAGUCCACCGGCACCUGGACCAGCACGAGGUGAGGUACCUGCAGUUCGCCUUCCGCUGGAUGAACAACCUGCUGAUGCGGGAAGUGCCCCUGCACUGCACCAUCCGCCUGUGGGACACGUACCAGGUGAGCUGUCUCCACAGCCCCCGUGGCCUCCUGCCGCGCCCGGCCUGGGCCCGCUGA